Molecule: messenger RNA, 3286 nt
Organism: Filobasidium floriforme
Lineage: Eukaryota; Fungi; Basidiomycota; Tremellomycetes; Filobasidiales; Filobasidiaceae
Product: GC-rich sequence DNA-binding factor-like protein-domain-containing protein
Exons: 7
Coding region: 58-3246 (1062 amino acids)
Biological process (GO): spliceosomal complex disassembly
Cellular component (GO): U2-type post-mRNA release spliceosomal complex
Molecular function (GO): nucleic acid binding
Source: RefSeq, a predicted model, not a curated record
CACAUCUCAGAAGACGUUAGACAAACUCCACCCUGAGUCGGUGUACCUAGCACUGUUAUGGCUCGUCGAAAGAAGGACUACGCCUCGGACUACUCUUCCGACUCUGGAGCCUCGGGUUCGGAUGGCUACGAUGUGCAUCGUGACGACAAUCCAGACGAGCGGGCAGAAAGAGAGCUGUUCGAACAGCGCACGGGACGCAAGAAGAGGAGGCUAAAUAGAGGAGACGGGAAAGCGAGCGCUUGGGAAGGCAUUUUUGGGGAGGACGAUGAGGAUUCAGGGCGGUUCGAGCAAAGGAAAGGCAAGCGAAAUGCAGCGUUCAAAGCUCCUACUUUCGUGACCAAGUCUGAAUCUCAAGCCACCACAUCCAAGCAGCCUCAAGAGAAGAUCGCCCCGUCGGAUGACGACGGAUCUUCCGAUUCAGACUCUUCGUCUGAGGAGGCCGUGGAACCGCUAGCUCAGGAUCAACAACCAGAAGACAAGGGACCCGUCCGGACGAGAGAAAACUCUUACUCUGACGACGAGCCACAAGGUGGUCUGGGACUGGGCAUGGGUGCUGCAAGAGCAGCUUCAGAAUCGAGCAUGCCGUCUCGGGGAGGUUUCGGUGGGAUAGGGAGCUCAAGAGGUCGAGGCGGCGGGGGAAUUGGUAUAGGUUCGACUAGAGCCGGAGCUGGAUUCGGUUCCAGUUCUUCCACGCCUACCAGGCCGAUCACCAUGUCAAGUUUUGCCAAAUCCACGGGUACGGAGCAGGCCCAAGCGGAUGCCAAUGAAGCCAAGGAACAGCAGACGAAGCCAGAACCCCGCCCAGAGGUAGUCAGCCGAGCCUCCAACGACAAUCUUGGAGGUAUUGGUACCGCUAAGCGACAUGAAAUCGAAGUGGCUGAAGAGGAAGCGUUAUAUCCAAGUGAUCCGGCGCAUGCGAUGCCUCAAUCUUUCGGUCGAGAGCGCCCAGCGACCCCUCAGCGAUCCCGCCCCGCUAGACAGCAACAGGCAUUCAGAACCGAAGUUGAACCUGAGGCCUCUUCGUCGAAACCAAAGCUCAGUGUGACUGCCAAGGAUCUAAACCAUCUUCGGUCGAUAGCUGGAUCAUUCGGAGCUCGACUCCUGGCAAAGCAGGGUUGGACGCCCGGAAAAGGUCUGGGUCGAGAUGAGGACGGAAAAGCGGUUCCCAUCGAAGCCAAUGUCGGUCUCGCUCGAGGUCAGGGUAUCGGCAAGGGCGUUCGAACAGAACAAAGCCGACGUGAAGCAAAGGAGCGAGGCGAGGUUCUUGAUGCCAGUAGCGAUGAAGAACGGGAGAAGCGACGGAAAAAGAAGGAGAAGAAGAAAGAGCCCGCACCUGGCAAAGGUGCCAAGGCGGAGUGGAAGCGGGAGAAAAAGGUCAAGGUCAAGGUGGAACACAAGACCUAUGACGAACUCGUGGCAGAGGCAGCAGCGGGAGGUGCAGCAGGCUCCACGGGUAUCGGGCUGGUCCUCGAUGCGAGGGGUGGAGAGCUGAAAGAGGUCUCGUCGCUGGCCGAUCUAUCGCUGUCGGCUCGUGCUGCGACUGAAUGGACGCCAACAGGCGAAAAAAUGCAAUUGCCCGAGCUCCGCCAUAAUCUGCGUCUCAUCCUGGAAUCCACGAAGGGCGACGUACAAGCACUCAUCAAAGAGGGACAAGCCGUACGGAUGCGACGGGAAUGGGCAAAGCGGGAGACGCAGCGGCUGAAAAAGGAAGAGGAUAUCGAGGCUGAAAAGGUCCGACGCCUCGAAGAGAUCCAAAGGGUAGUCGGGGAGAUUGAGGCCAAGCUUGAAACGGUCGAUCAACGUUCGACAGAUCCCUUGCUCUCGCUCGAGCCCGAGAUGCACAAGAUGAUUGAUCAAUUCAAGACCGAGUAUGAAGAAUACGAUCUUGACGAAGUGUUGGUUGGAGCGAUGACUCAGGCUCUCGGUACCGUCUUUCGUAAUUGGCAACCACUGGCAGAUACGGACACAUUGCUUGCAAUUCUACGGCCAUGGCGAAAAGCAUUCCGUUUCUCCGACCCCGAUACCGUAAACGAAGAUGCCACGCUCUCACAGAUUUACGGAACUGGCGAGGAUGUCUCCUCGAAUGGUGGUCGUCGGGCUCAUAGCAGUGUAAUGACGCCAUAUGAAGCUAUGCUGGAUAAAUUAUGGCUGCCAAGAGUCAGAUCAGCUCUCAAUAACGACUGGAACGUUCUGGAUCCUCGCCCUGCGGUAAAGCUCCUCGAAUCUUGGUCGCCAUUACUACCGCGAUUUAUGCGGGAUAAUGUUUUGAACCAACUGAUUUUGCCCAAAAUCUCGUCGCAAGUCGGAGAGUGGAAUCCCAGGAGACAACGACCCGGGUCGGAAUACUCGCUCGCUUCCAUCGUUUUCCCUUGGUUGUCUGUUCUACAAGAUCGCUUCGAUGGCGUGCUGGACGAAGCCAAGGUUAGGAUAGGUGAAACGAUGAAACGGUGGUCUGUCAAGGAAUCGAUACCCGACGAGUGGAAGCUGUGGAGAGACGUGUUCUCCAAGGGCAAAUGGGAUACGUUAAUGCUGUUAAACAUUGUUCCGAAGCUCGCAGCCCACAUCGACAGCGACUUCGAGGUCAACCCGUUGGACCAGAAGAUGGAACCAUUGGAUCGUGUGUUACGCUGGAGCGGCCUCUUACGCGAUUCUACUUUUGCCCAAAUCAUCGAAGAAAAGUUCUUCCCGACAUGGCUUGAUACACUGCACUUCUGGUUGAUCCAGCCAGACUACAGUGCUGGAGAAGUUGCAUCUUGGUACCACUUCUGGAAGGAACAUUUCGCAAAUUACAAUACUUCCAAAGGCGAUAGAUUGACUGAGAGCAAGGGAAUCGAUCACGGAUUCCGCGCAGGAUUGAGCUUGAUGAACGAUGCGAUGGCCCUUGGAGCCGAUGCACCGAAACGUCUGGUCAAACCGACCUUUAUUCCUUUGCGCGAUAGGAAGUCGUCCGACAAGAAGAGCAAGCUGUCCUCACGAGGCCGUACUGCGGCUUUUGCACAGCCGACGGGGAGCGAAGUCACUUUCAGGUCAAUCGCGGAACAGUAUGCGGCAGACCGGAACCUAUUAUUCAUCCCGACCGGACGAUCUCACACCACUACCGGAAAACAGCUUUUCAAAGUGGCUCGUGGUUUGGAUGCACGGGGUGUUACCGUCUACGUUGGCGAUGAUGCAGUGUAUGCCCAGGUGAAGGAUGGUUCCUUCCGCGCUGUACUUCUCGACGACAUGGUCAAGAUGGCAUCUGCAUGAGUUCAUUACAUGCUGUUGUACCAGGAGAUUAUAAUAUAAG